AUGCGCCUUCUGCUUGUCAUCGUCAGCGUGUUAGCCUGUCUGGCUGUGCUUGGUGCGGCCACCAGCGCGACGGCAGCCGAUGCAGGUGGUGAGCAAGGACCACAGCGCGUAGGACGGCGUCCUCGCAUCGCCAUCAUCGGCGGUGGCAUCGGUGGCGCUGCAGUCGCCUACUACCUCAACAAGCACCACGGCUCGUUUGACGUGCACCUGUUUGAACAGCACUCCGAGCUCGGUGGCCGGCUCAAGCACAUCUCAUGGCCUGGGGUGGAUGGGCCGAUCGAGCUUGGCGGCGACGCAUGGGCAAAUGUCAACCACUACGUGUCAGAGAUUGUGAAGGAGCUCGACAUUCCCGUGGACCUGACACGCCGCAGCAACACCGGCGCCCACACGCAGCAGUCGGCCUCACAACAGCAACCACAGCAGGAGCAACAGCAGGUGCAACAGAGGCGGAAACAGACGCAGCAGACCAGUGCAACAACCCAACACGCUGUUGGCGUGCCGCCGAAGAUGCCCGAGUUGGCAAUCUGGCAGGGUCGCGCACUCUUUGACAUCAUGCACUUCCUGGAGAAGGACGUCAUAUCCGACGCUGUGAUUGCAGAGGACACGGUCGGGUUCCUGGGCAAGUUGAACCUCAACUACCUGGAACGCGGGCAGUUUGAGGACGGCAAGCCGUUCCGCAAUAUCAGCAUGUUCCUGCACCACGGCGGCUUGAGCACGUACACGGGCGUCACCUCGCUGCAGUACUUUGGCCAGCAGCGCGCCAUCUCUGCCACCGCCAAGUCGUUCUAUCUGGAGCCUCUGGUCCGUGUCAUCUACGGGCAGAAUCUCACGGCGCACUCGUUUGCCACGCUCGUGUCGCUGGUGAGCAUGACCAGCGCCCACAGCUGCGCAAAGGGGAACAGCUAUCUUGUGCAGCAGAUGGCACACAACGCAACCAAGAACAUCAACGUCAACGCGCGUGUCACGCGCAUCCACUUCAACGACACGGCCAACACGUUCUCCGUCAAGGCUGCGAAACCAAACCUUGACGACGUGGACGCGGUGGUGGUGGCGCUGCCACUGGAGUUCCUCUCUGCAUCGUGGUCGAACAUCAACAUCACUGCCGACUUCAGACCACGGCCCUUCGUGUCGUGCACGGUGACCAUCGUGGAGGCGGCUGGUCUGCGACCCGCUCGCUUCAACGCGCCGCCAAACGCAACCAUGCCCGAGCAAAUCCUGACAACAGCCAACGCCACCAGUGACGGGUUCACGGCGGUGCAACUGGUGGCCACGACGGCAGCCAACAGGAGCGUGUACAAGCUGACGACGGUCGGUGGUGCUGACAACACAACGCUCGAUAGCAUGUUCGUCGAUCGCUCACGCGUCGUCCAGCACACAUGGCACUACACGUUCCCACGACUCAACCCUUUCUCCGACCCGCUGCCACCGCUGUAUCAGCCAAUUGAGGUGGCGCCAAAUGUGUUCCACGUCAACGCAAUGGAGUCUGUGGCGAGCGCAAUGGAGGGAUCCGUGAUUGCCGCCCGCAACAUCGCGCAGCUGCUCACCCGCAGAUUCAGCACUUACUGGAAUGGCUCAGAUGCAAUACAACCAUACAUUGAUACAGUACACUAA
Molecule: messenger RNA, 1611 nt
Organism: Salpingoeca rosetta
Lineage: Eukaryota; Choanoflagellata; Craspedida; Salpingoecidae
Exons: 4
Coding region: 1-1611 (536 amino acids)
Biological process (GO): prenylcysteine catabolic process; prenylated protein catabolic process
Molecular function (GO): prenylcysteine oxidase activity
Source: RefSeq, a predicted model, not a curated record